Messenger RNA from Lates calcarifer (barramundi perch), 5412 nucleotides. It is a transcript of the gene gucy1a1, whose product is annotated as guanylate cyclase 1 soluble subunit alpha 1. NCBI's taxonomy places the organism in Eukaryota, Metazoa, Chordata, Actinopteri, Centropomidae. Gene Ontology annotation, cellular component: guanylate cyclase complex, soluble. Gene Ontology annotation, biological process: response to oxygen levels; cGMP biosynthetic process. The record is from RefSeq and is a predicted model, not a curated record. Gene Ontology annotation, molecular function: heme binding; guanylate cyclase activity.
GGAAGACUGCCAGACUCACAAUGGACAGAUUUUAUAGAACUAGAAUUAUAUAUUUUUUAAUUCCACACAGUCUUCUUGUCAAAACCUGCCACCUACAUCACCAUCAACACAACUCAACUGCCUGUUCAGUCAGAUAUCUAUGCAAAUAGCAGCUAAUGCAGUGUCGAGCUGCUAGUUUCGAGCAGAGAUGAGGAGCGGACUACAAAGCUCUGCUAACUCAGCACCUCCAUAUCUGUGGAAUUUUCCUUUAAGUCAGUUUUGAAAGAAAAAUACAAAAAAUGGCUUGUUCUUGCCUCUAAUGUGAAGAUUUGUUGCUUCUCUUUGUCUUAUAAAAUAAAAAACUUAAUAUAUUUAGCUUCAUAACUGUUCUUUGAAGAAAACAAGCAAUCUGAAGACAUCACCUUGGGCUCUGGGAACUUGGGAUGGACAUUUUUCACGGUUUCCUGACAUUUUACUGAUCAUGCAAUUCCCCGUUCCAUCAGCACAGUAUUCAACAGAUUCAUUUUCAGUGGAAAUAAUGGUCAGUUGCAGCCCAACAAAACAACUAGAAUCAACAAUUAUGAUAAGCAGCAAAUAUAUUUUGUAGAUGAGGAGUGUUUUUGUGUCUGAUCUUUCAGAAGCCAGGAAAGAGAGUCUCACGUUUGAGAAGCUCUUAAAAGCAAGAUCGACUGAAGGAGCUGGUCCUGUAGGGGAUUAUACAGCCCCUUCUCUCAGAGGAGAGCUUGGGGGCCUGUUGUUUGAGCCUUUCUGCUUUCAAAAAAGCUCCAGGUGAUGAGGGAACAACGCCAUUUAUAAUCUGAUACACCAGACAGGCGUCAAUUUACAGUUAUUUCACGAGGGGGAAACAGGGGGAGGAUGUAAUGUGGGCAUAUGUGUGCAUAACUGUAUGUGUGUGUGUGUGUGUGUGUGUGAGAGAGAGAGAGAGAGAUAGAGAGAGAUAGAAUACACUCUCUAAUAUGAAAUGAUAAAAUGAAAUCGUGUAAAAUGAAAACAUUAACUCUGCAGGACUAUCGUGGGGAAAUCAGUAACACCAGAAAGACCACAAACACACCACUGUGCACCACAGGCACGUGCACAUGUAAUAGAAAUACGAUAAUUCGUCUAUGGGGGGGGGGCAGCUUCGUGUAAUGGGACCCAGUCCAAAGGGUGAUCUAAAUAAAAAAGUCCAUUGCAUGCGAGUAGUCGCCUGGAAAUAAUUUCUCAUUGCUGAUAGGUUGUUCGGCUACACCAGCCCCACUUGCGCAUGGAUUGGCCUAGUGCUCUUUUUUCCUCCAGUUUCUCAUUGGCUUUUGGUAAUGAUAGUUCUCUGCCAUCAUUUGCCCAUGCAGUUUUCAAUGAAUAUUGUAUGCGGUCUCUGGCUUUUGGUGCUGAUCAUUUGAAUCAGCGGGUCGCGAGGAGGGAAAGGUAUCCUGGAUGAGCACGCCAGAUGAUGGAAUUUCUCCCAGAGACUGCAGCUGCUCGACCAGGACUGUCUCCCUCCGAAAUUAGAUAAGAGAGGAGGAGGAGAAGAAGAAGAAGAAGAAGAAAAAGAAGAAGAAGAAGAAGAAGAAGAAGAGAGACAGGGAGAGAUUUACAGCGGGGAAGAUGUUCUGCGCGAAGCUGAAAGAACUGAAGAUAUCCGGAGAGUGUCCAUUCUCCAGCAGCGCCAAAAAUAAUGAGCUCGGAGACUUUGAGGAGCGCUCAAGUGACGCCGCGGAUUUAUUGCCUAUUUCUAAGGACGUGCAUGGGAAAAUAGGUGAGGAUCUACCUCGACAGAAGACGAGCAGAGCUAAAGUUAACCUGCAUACACUUGGGGAGAGCAUUCGAAAAUUGGCAUGUCCCGAGUUUCAAAGACUACACACUGCCCUCCAUCGAAUGAUGAGACUAUCAGAUCACAGCAGGGACUCUGGAAGUCCAACAGUUUGCUGCACAGACGAUCAAAGUUGCAGUGAUGAUCCAGAGUCUCUGGUGGAGAUGAUGAACAUUUACUCAACCAAAACAGCAAUCCCGAUGGAAGCCUUGAAAGUCUCUCUUGGCGAGGAGCUCUUCAACAUGUGUUAUGAGGAGGAUGGACACAUUUUGAGGGUGGUGGGGGGAGCUCUCCACGACUUCCUCAACAGCUUCAAUGUCUUGUUGAAACAGAGCAGCACGCUACCCAACCCAGACAGAGGGGAUUGUGUAAACGAACCUUCGGUGCUGUGCUUAGACAAGGAUCCGGGUCUGCUUACUGUCUAUUUCUUCAACCCCCGCCCGACCACUCAGCUCUUUUUCCCUGGAGUCAUCAAAGCUGCUGCACGCCUGCUGUACCACACCACUGUGGAUGUGUUGAUGGACCCCCCCAGUGCUAAAGACAGCAUCUUGCAGUCCAGCCCGCAGCCCAGUCUUCUGUACACAGUUGUUGUUAAGGAUGCUAAAAAUCUGAGCCCCAGCCCGCUGCGGGCUACCUCAGCUGGGACCCUUCCUACAACUCUGUUCUCCACCAUUUUCCCUUUCCAUCUGAUACUUGACCAAGACUUGGUUCUGGUUCAAAUAGGACACGGGCUCAGGAAGAGACUGACCAGAAAGGAUGGACUGAGGCGAUCUGCUACCUUCCAAGAACACUUCUCUAUUGUCUCUCCCCAGAUCAAAUGUACCUUUCAAGGUAUUCUGACCAUGCUAAACACACAGUUUAUCAUUCGGAUCAAGCAUGGAGUCUCCACCACAGAUAACACAGGGAAGCUCAUGGACCUUAAAGGUCAGAUGAUCUAUGUUUCUGAGUCCAACGCCAUCUUGUUCCUGGGCUCACCGUGUGUGGACAAGCUGGAGGAGCUAACAGGCCGUGGCCUCUACCUGUCAGACAUCCCUAUCCAUAACGCACUGCGUGACGUAGUUCUGGUUGGUGAGCAGGCCAAAGCCCAGGAUGGUCUGAAGAAGCGUCUGGGGAAGGCCAAGGCAGCCUUGGAGCAUGCUCACCAAGCACUGGAGGAGGAGAAGAAGAAAACAGUAGACCUACUCUUCUCCAUCUUCCCCGGCACUGUGGCACAGCAGCUGUGGCAAGGACAAACUGUCCAGGCCAAGAAGUUUGACAGAGUUACAAUGCUCUUCUCUGACAUUGUGGGCUUCACGGCUGUUUGCUCCAUAUGUACCCCAAUGCAAGUGAUCACCAUGCUCAAUGAGUUGUACACCAGGUUUGACCACCAGUGUGGAGAGCUUGAUGUUUAUAAGGUGGAGACCAUUGGUGAUGCGUAUUGUGUAGCUGGUGGCUUACACAAGGAGAGCGAGACUCAUGCCGUCCAAAUUGCACUCAUGGCCUUAAAGAUGAUGGAGCUUUCAGACGAAGUCAUGACGCCAACUGGAGACCCAAUACAGAUGCGUAUUGGCCUCCACACUGGUUCAGUUCUGGCUGGUGUAGUUGGGGUGAAGAUGCCACGCUACUGCCUCUUUGGGAACAAUGUCACAUUGGCCAAUAAGUUUGAAUCCUGCAGUCAACCUAGAAAAAUCAAUAUCAGCCCUACAACCCACAGAUUGCUGAAGGAUCGUCCAGAGUUUAUCUUCGUUCCCAGGAGCAGACAGGAGCUUCCGGCCAACUUCCCAGAAGACAUCCCUGGUGUUUGUUACUUUUUGGAGGCGUCCUUCAAAACCUCAAAACUGGCUCUGACAUGAAUUCAAGCUGCUUCACAACCCAGAACAUGUUCAGAUAUAAAGAAAUAUAAGCGCAUUUAGUGAAUACAGUGCAAACACCUUGUAUAUUUUGGUUUGGGUUGUUUAGAUAUUGAUCAUAGUGUCAACCAGUCAAACUCUUGCAGCUGCUUAAUUACAGAGAUGUCAGUUUGCUGUCAAACAUGAGUUGUGUCUCUGUACAAUUAUCUGGUUGUACAGUUGUAGUGGAAAGAAACACUCACUUCCUUAAUUAUUCUUCCAGAAUGAGUCAUCUCUCCAAUUUGUUUUCCAAGCUCCCACCACAGACUGUCAAUGAAGGAUUCUGAAAGGAUUUUUCUUUUUUAAUAUAUCAUUUAAGAGGUUUAAAAUAUAUGAAACUUACACAACAUGUGGCCAUAAAGGGCACAAAAUAUUUAAAAAGAGUUAGCCUAUCUUGAUUGCAGAUCUGUGAAAUUUAAAUAUAUUAUCUUGCAUAAUGUAGAUAUAAUACAGAAAUGCAUUCUGGGUGUUGAUUCUCAGUGUGAUGUUUUUAAAAAAGAGUGGAUCAUUUUGUUGAGAUUGUUUUCUGUAAACAUCUGACUGGUCCAUUCACAUCUGUCCAGCCAUAGGUACCUGCUAAAGCACCUUGGCCUGUGGGGACGGCAGAAGAAUUCAAGAUUAACACUGACUUUGCUUUGUGUGUGUUUCGGUGGAGAAAAUCUCAUGAAAUCUCAAAAAGCUAAAGCAAAUGUCUGCAUUAUUCAAAGAUUUAGGAUCAAAUGAGGUGAUGUGGAGUAGAUUCAGGUGCCUUAUGGGAACUACACGGGCAGGAUCACAGAUUGUCAAACAGGUUAUUUUUUGUUAUUUUCACCAGCUUUGUUUUUCUUUACAUAUGGUUCAAUAUGAAUUUACUUGUCAAUAAUUUCUUCCAAAGGUAUGUGGUUCUAACUCAGUAUAUAUUUGUAAUAAUAUGUAACUUUUCCAUUUACUAGACAUAAAGCAUUCCAAGAUCCAAUUUUCCUAAAUAUAAGUCAUGUAUUUUUACUUUUUUCCCACAUGUUUAUACUAUAUUUAUUACAUGGGUUUCAUAGCACUCCUUUGCCAUACAGAGGGAAUACGACACAACAAGAAUACAAUGAAUGUUGUACUAUCACUCAUAAUGAUGUGCUUUAAUCUUUAUUGUAAUGUAAUCAAAGCGCAAUAAAUAUUGACAUUAACAGACAGAAGUGACUGGCUCUAUGGUGUGAAGGGUAAAGUACUCUACAAUAUUAAAGAUUUGCAGUGUUGAAUUAGGCUAUUGACACAAACUAUUUGGUAAGAUAUGUAAUGGUAUGUAAAGUAUAUCAAGUUAUGCCAAGUUAUGUUCUUUUAUUUGAGUUUAAAAUUUUGAUCUAUUUGCAUUUUUACAAAGCAAAAUUCUGAAGUGAUUGAACAAACCAUAAUGCAUUUAAAGUUUUUAACUUAGAAGUGCUACAACACUUAAUUGCUAUUUAGAUGUUAAAGCACAAUAACAAAAAUAAUGCAAUGAUAAAAUUUUAAUAUUGGUAGUGGUCAAUACUAUGCACAGAUGUUAGCUACUUGGAAUUUUGAUACUUAAACUACAUUUUGCUGAAAGUAUUUUUGCUUGAUAAAAUUUUGAAUGAAGGACUUUAACUUGUAAGAAAAAGAAGAGAACAAGUAGUUUUACACUGUGGUAUUACUGUUCUACAAAUGAUGGUGGAGUAGGCUGUAUCUUGAAAGAAUAACAAUUAACUUUUCAGAAAUUUAACAGCAACUUUCUGAAGAUAUUUAUGCUCAUUUAAAUAAAUAAAUAAU